Arctia plantaginis is the source of this 348-nucleotide messenger RNA. The record is from the annotation of a GenBank genome assembly. NCBI's taxonomy places the organism in Eukaryota, Metazoa, Arthropoda, Insecta, Lepidoptera, Erebidae.
AUGUGUAUUGAUGGAUAUCGACAUAGAGCCACACUGGCCGAAAAAGAAGUGACCACGUUAAAAGAACAACUGGCCACCACCAGCCCUACCCCACUCCAAGCUACCGUUCCUAAAACCAAUGGCUCCCACUUAGAACCCACGAGGGACCAAGGCACGGAGGCUAGGAUCGAUAGGUUUAGCCCCGACAUCAAAGACGAGAAGGAAUUGGAUGACGACGUAGAACAUAAAAUGGAGAUGGCCGCCACUGGCAGGAGUAAUAGCAACUCCUCGAGGAGCAGUCCUGUGGUGCAUCAGGGUGGCAACUUGGAGAGUGAAUUAGCUGCUAAAGAAAAAGAGGUAAGUUACUAA